Ostertagia ostertagi is the source of this 1209-nucleotide messenger RNA. The record is from the annotation of a GenBank genome assembly. Lineage: Eukaryota; Metazoa; Nematoda; Chromadorea; Rhabditida; Trichostrongylidae.
AUGCACAUCGCUUCCCACAACGUCAGGACAUUAUCGACAGACUCUCUCCUGGACGUAUAUCUACAACAACUGGAAAAGAUCAAAGCCGACAUUAUCGGUGUAUGCGAAACUAGGAGAGCACGCGCUGUCUCAGCGAGGUGGACAAGCGGUGAAGAAAUUCUGCUGGGAGAAGGAGCCAACAAUGUGCCCAGAACAGGUGGAGUCGGUUUCAUCAUAAAAGCGAAAAUGGUCCCGUACAUUAUUUCUUGUGAUAUCAUAUCCCCACGUGUCGCUGUUCUGAAGGUCAAACUACAAAAGUUGGGAAAUCGAACGCUCAAAAUGGUGCAAGUAUAUGCGCCCACCGUCUCAGCGGAGGACGAUGAAAUCGAACGUUUCUACGAAGAAAUAGAGACGGCAUUGAAGCUUAAAUCGACAUACACUAUUGUUCAAGGCGAUUUCAACGCAGUUGUCGGCUCCCGAUUGGACGAUACGGAAUACCUCAUAGGAAGGUACGGUGCAGGAGUAAGAAACGACAGAGGAAACCGUUUGAUCGAAUUUGCAGAACAACAUCAAUUCUCAAUAAUGAACACUUUCUUCGAGAAGAAAGCGAAGCGUCUCUGGACAUGGAGAAGCUCAGACACGAGAACUCUGAGGCAAAUUGAUUAUGUGCUGACCGAUACGCCAAGAUUGUUUGCUGAUGUCUCUGUUAUAGGGGAAAAUGUGAUAACGACUGGCUCCGAUCAUCGGCUUUUGCGUUCGGUGAUCCUCUUCGAUGCCAAGAAAGAACGUCGAGUUCUGCAUUCGCAAAAAAACACUCGUACGAAAAACUUUCAAUGCCGAUAUGUAGGCUGCGAUGAUAGAGUCGUCAGAUCUGCACCCUAUGCUCUCAAAGACGAUACAGGUGUUAGAACAACUAACCGCCCACGGAUGAACGAGAUAUGUACGAAGUUCUACAGCGGUUUGUACUCCUCAAAGGUGGUUGUUGCAGGAACCUACCGAACCGCUGCAGAAGAACCGAUCCCAGAAAUGAGGAAGAGGUGUGUUCCGCCGGUAACAAGUAAGGCUGAGAAAGUCCGGGCUCGAUCAGACAUGUCCAGGAAACAUAAAAGCAGGCGGUACCUAUGUUCCCCAAAGCGCUGCGAGCGUUGCGCAGGUCGUAAUGAAAAAGGAUUACUGCCGGUGGUAGAAAUAGGACGAUAUACUGAUGAGAAAGGCGAUCCCAGAUCUUAA